Molecule: messenger RNA, 549 nt
Organism: Colletotrichum higginsianum IMI 349063
Lineage: Eukaryota; Fungi; Ascomycota; Sordariomycetes; Glomerellales; Glomerellaceae
Product: Membrane transporter
Exons: 2
Coding region: 1-549 (182 amino acids)
Biological process (GO): transmembrane transport
Molecular function (GO): transmembrane transporter activity
Source: RefSeq, a predicted model, not a curated record
AUGGCCGCUCCCUUCCAUGAAGACCCCGAGAAGGCCAACAGCCAAGUCCAACCACCUUGCGAGGAUGCGGCAGGAGACUUGACGCUGGAUGCAAUCGAGAUGGUUGAUUGGGAUGGCGAGGCCGACCCCGCGAAUCCUCGCAAUUGGCCGGCACGGCGGAGGUGGGGGAAUGUCUGUCUGAUCUCAAUGAUCACCAUCAUAACACCGCUCGCAUCAUCCAUGUUCGCACCGGCCGUUCCCGACAUGAUGAAGGAGUUCCGCGACGACAGCUCCGCCAUGGCCUCCCUCGUUGUCUCGGUCUACGUCGUCGGCUUCGCUCUGGGCCCGCUCGUGUUCGCACCCCUCUCGGAAAUCUACGGCCGGCUAUACGUGUAUCAUGUUUGCAACGUCCUUUUCCUCGUCUUCACGGCGGGGUGCGCCCUGAGCACGCAGACGGGCAUGUUUGUCGCUUUCCGCCUGCUCGCCGGGUGCGUGGGAGCCACCCCGAUGGUUCUCGGGGGCGGCUCCAUCGCCGACAUCAUCCCCCCGAGCGGCGAGGGACGGCCAUGA